Molecule: messenger RNA, 2852 nt
Organism: Brassica napus (rape)
Lineage: Eukaryota; Viridiplantae; Streptophyta; Magnoliopsida; Brassicales; Brassicaceae
Product: disease resistance protein RML1B-like
Exons: 3
Coding region: 148-2847 (899 amino acids)
Biological process (GO): defense response
Molecular function (GO): ATP hydrolysis activity; ADP binding
Source: RefSeq, a predicted model, not a curated record
AGGUCUUAUCCUAGUGGUGAGUGUAUUUUACGAAUAAAUUAAAGAGGAGUUAAGGUAAGUAGAAUAGAACUGAAAUGAUAAAAGAGUAUUUCUCUGUUGGACGAGUGAAUAUAAGAAAUAAAUGUCAUAAAUGUUGGUAAAUGAGAAAUGUUAUUUCUAUAUUUUUUUCUUUCUCAUGGCCAUUUGAUGGAAACAAUUCCGUUUUUCUUACUAUUUUUUAGGGACAAUGAAGCAGAAAUGAUCGAAAAGAUUGCAAGAGAUGUUUCAGAUAAACUGAAUGCCACACCGUCUAGGGAUUUUGAUGGCAUGGUGGGACUUGAAGCUCAUUUGAGAGAAAUGAGGUCUUUGCUAGAUUUAGAUAAUGACGAAGUUAAGAUGGUUGCAGUCUCUGGUCCUGCUGGUAUUGGUAAGAGUACCCUUGCUAGAGCUCUGCAAAUUCAACUCGCUGAUAGGUUUCAGCUUACUUGUUUUGUUGACAACCUUAGAGUAAGUUAUCAUAGUGGUCUUGGUGAGUAUGGUUUGAAGUUGCGCUUACAAGAAGAAUUCCUUUCAAAGGUUUUGAACCAAAAUGGUAUUAGGAUAAUCCAUUUAGGUGCAAUAAAAGAAAGGCUCCGCGACCAUACAGUGCUCAUCAUUCUUGAUGAUGUGGAUGAUAUAAAGCAGUUAGAGGCUUUGGCUGGUGGAACUACAUGGUUUGGUCCUAGAAGUAGGAUUGUAAUUAUCACAGAAAACAAGGAGAUUUUGCAGCAACAUGGCAUCAACAAUACAUACCAUGUGGAAUAUCCAUCUGAUGAAGACGCUGUUAAGAUCUUAUGUAGAUAUGCUUUUAGACAAAACUAUCCACUUAAUGGUUUUGAAAAGCUUGCCGAAAUAGUAACAGAGCUUUGUGGUAGCCUUCCACUGGGUCUCUGUGUGGUGGGUUCCUCUUUACGUGGGAAAAAUGAGGAGGAAUGGGAAGAAGUAAUACGCAGGCUAGAAACUAUUAUUGAUCAUCAAGACAUCGAAGAAGUACUAAGAGUCGGCUAUGAGAGUUUACAUGAGAACGAGAAAUCUCUAUUUCUUCACAUUGCAGUCUUCUCCAACUUUAAAGACGGUCAUCUUGUGGAAGCCAUGUUCGCUGACAAUAACUUGGAUACCAAAUACGGGUUGAAAAUCCUAGCAAACAAAUCACUCAUACAUGUAUUUAACAAUGGGGAUAUAGUGAUGCACAAGUUACUACGACAAAUGGGUAGACAAGCCAUUCAGAGACAGGAGCCUUGGAAACGUCAGAUCUUAAUUGAUCCUCAAGAGAUAUGUGAUGUUCUUGAACGUGCCAACGGUACAAGAAUUGUGUCCGGCAUAUCAUUUGAUAUAUCUGAUAUUGAAGAAGUGUAUAUAAGCCCUAGAGCUUUUAAAAGAAUGCCUAAUCUUCGAUUCCUGAGAGUUUACAAAAGUAAAGAUAUUGAUGGGAAUGAUAUAGUGCAUAUACCUGAGGAGACGGAGUUUCCGCGUGGUCUAAGGUUACUACAUUGGAAGGCAUACCCGAGCAAGACUCUUCCUCGUACAUUUCAUCCUGAAUAUCUUGUCGAAUUCGAUAUGCAGUUUAGCAAGCUCGAGAAGCUCUGGGAAGGAACUCAGCCACUUAAAAAUCUCAGGAAGAUGGAUUUGUCAUGGUCUUCCGAAUUAAAGGAGCUCCCUGAUCUUUCAAAAGCUGCAGAUCUCGAGUUUUUGUUUUUGUAUGGUUGCUCCAGUUUGACAGAGAUCCCUUCCUCAAUCGGAAAUCUUGAUAAAUUAAAUUGGUUGGAUAUGAGUUUCUGUAGAAAUCUUCAAGUUGUUCCGACCCGCUUCAACUUGGCACCUGAUGCAUUUCUCAAUAUGAAAGGAUGCCCACAAUUGAGAAACUUUCCAGAGUUUUCCACCAACAUCAGUGCACUAGUCAUUGCAGACACAAUGUUAAAAAAGUUGCCUGAAACAGUUACCCUCUGGUCUCCCCACGUGGGUCUUAGUAUAUACGGCGAUGACGCAGGUAUCGAGGAACUUCCAGGCUGGAUCAAGGAUCUUCAUGGGUUAAAAUCGCUUAACGUACAAGACUGUUCGAAACUUGCAUCACUGCCAGAGCUCCCUGACUCACUCGAAAGACUAAUAGCAAACAACUGUGAAUCACUGGUGGCCGUAACUCUGGAUUUUGACUCUCUAGUAUAUUGCAAUUUCGUCAACUGCUUCAAAUUAGGCCGAGAAGCAAGGAGAGUAAUCCAGCUGUCAAUGAAUGCAUGUUUACCCGGAAGAAACAUACCUGCGGAGUUUGAUCACCGAGCUAUAGGGAAUUCAUUGACCAUCCGAUCACUGAGUUCAGAUUCCAGAGUGUUUAGGUUUUGCGUAGUGGUUUCCCCUAAACCACAUGUUGAAGUAUAUGCUGGCAAAUUGUUGUGUCGCAUGCGCGUAAACCAGGGUUGCUUUAUUGACAAGAACAUCUCUAUGCAUUUUCUGGAGACUAUCCAAGCGGGACAUCUAUGCAUAUGUUACACUGAGUUGGUUCACGAACAUGGAUGGCUUGAACAUGAGGAUGAGAUAAUGUUCGAAUUCAUCAGCACCUACCCUGAGCUCGACAUUGUUGAAUGUGGUGUCCAUGCGUUGACGGAGGAAAGCGAGAUAAGAAGAAGGAAAGAGUUUGAUCAAGCCAACAAAGCGUCUCAAGUCUCUUCUCUCAACACUGAAAUUACUGAUGGACUAAUCCGCGACUCGAAAGAAGACAACAAUGGCGAAGCCGAGAAUCGUACAGAUUGUUGGAACUGUCUCUUCCUCUGCUUUGGUCUCUCCGACUUUGUGAGAAGAACUGCAAGCUUGUUUUGGGGAAGAAGACAGAUAUAGUCAAA